Brassica oleracea var. oleracea is the source of this 1305-nucleotide messenger RNA. RefSeq lists its product as uncharacterized. The transcript has 4 exons. Bases 1 to 1305 code for a protein of 434 amino acids. NCBI's taxonomy places the organism in Eukaryota, Viridiplantae, Streptophyta, Magnoliopsida, Brassicales, Brassicaceae. Gene Ontology annotation, molecular function: nucleic acid binding; zinc ion binding. The record is from RefSeq and is a predicted model, not a curated record.
AUGGACCACAGUUUGAAGAUGCUUCAUGACGUGAUAGCGAGGUCACUACAACAACCUCAAGUGCAACCUCAACCCCUCGUGCCACCACAACCUUCAGUUAGUACACCGAUGUUACCAUUGAUAACUGCCAUGAAGAAUAUGAAGACACCACAUUUUGAAGGAGGUACAGAUCCAUUUCAAGCCGACCAGUGGUUUCGAACUAUGGAGAAAAACUUCGAGACCCUGAUGUGUUCUGAAGAGUCUAAGAAGAAGAUGGAAGUGUGUUACUUAGACAAAGACGCGGCAGAAUGGUGGGAGAGUAGGGAUCGCCAAGUGAGACAUCUGGUUACCACUUGGGCGGCAUUCAAAAAUGAAUUUGAACGCAAGUACUUCACUCCUGAAUCCAAGAUAAGGCUUCAAUGCCAGUUUGCAAACUUGGUACAAGGAGCUAAGACGGUUCGAGAAUAUGAAUCUGAAUUUAUGCGACCGCGACGACACGUGCUGCGAGGACAAGAUGAUGAUGAGACCAUGAUAUCUAACUUCAUGUAUGGUCUAAAACCAGUGUUAGAAAAUAGACUAGCAGUCGGGAACUACGUGAGUCUCACCGAGCUAGUGGAAAAGGUUGUGAAUGUGGAGAUCAGAUUGGAAGCUGAGAAGGCGGCAAGAAAAUGCUUUAACUGUGACAAGAUAGGCCAUAAGUCAAGUGAAUGCUUCGGGAAGAAACCUGGAUCCUUUCAGUCAAACUCCUACAAUCCUACAUGUUUCACAUGUGGAAAGAAAGGGAAAAUCUCUACCCAGUGCAGCGUCAACCGUCCUAUCCCAGCUACGCCAAUCACUGUCCAUCCUCCUCCAGCUCCACCUGCAAUCGCACCAGCACCAAAAAGGCAAGCUAUAGGAGGUAGAGUUUACGCUUUAGAACUAGAUGAUCCUAAACCUCCAGGCCUAUCUACGGGUCCCAUCACAGGAACUUUACAUGUUGCGGGGCGUCCCACACAUGAAGGCAAAGUAAUUUCUUAUGCAUCAAGGCAACUCAGGAAGCAUGAAGAGAACUACCCAACACACGACUUUGAAAUGGCGGCAGUGGUGUUUGCGUUAAGGAUUUGGAGAUCCUACUUAUAUGGAGAAGUCGUGGAAGUAUUCACAGAUCAUAAGAGUCUCAAGUAUUUGUUCACGCAGCCUGAUUUGAACCUCCGACAAAGGCGAUGGAUGGAGUUUAUGGCGGAUUACGACCUGAAGAUUCAAUAUCAUCCAGGCAAGGCUAAUGUAGUCGCAGAUGCACUAAGUCGUAGGAGAUGUUGGAAAGGAAGUGGAAGCGUUAUCGAAUGA